ACGACAACACCGUUCCAGGAUGGCUUGGUGCUUGUACGUUGGGUAAUGUUUCGGAGAAGACGGACAGCACAACAGUUAACCGGCGGUGGCGCGACUGCGAGCAAUGAAUGAAAAUGAUAUUUGGAAAUGUGUUGCGAGCGCAGUAGAGUCGAGGGUACGGGAGGCGCAUUGGAUCAAUCGACGAAAGCGACGAAGGAUGCGCCGCACUUCGGAUCGCCGCCGCUUUUAAACAAACAACUCGUCCGAAUGGAGUUGUUUGUCUAAUUGGCCUCCAGAGCAUGGCCGGCUAAGCUAACUCGGCUAACCCCGCUAGCAGUUUAGCUCCCGUCAUAAGAUAACUUUUGUUCGCUCACUAUUUUGUUUUGUUUUUACCUCGCAUACCUAAGUGUGGACGGCGUUUUUAGAAAGCACGAUUCUAUGUGACGUUAACGGCGAUAUUAUUUAAAUAGUUAACGACAAGUAUAGCGUUAUAGAGUAACAGUUAUAACAACCGACACAAAGUAACGUUGACAAUGAAACAAGCUAGGCCCAGCUGACGUUAGCUUGGCUAAAAAUAUUAAUAAUAGUUUGAUCACUUUCUACUCUUUUACGAAUGUUUACCUAUAGACACUCUUCUACUGGGUAGUUAAAAGUGUCUAUAUUGAUCAUGUCUAACUUUAUGAGAAGUAUACUCUUGAGUUGCAAUGAAACCGAUUGAUGCCUGUACUGCUCUCGUAGAUGUAUCAAAUAAUUACAACGUUUUCUUUAAAUAUGCAAAUGUAUAAUUAAUUUUGGAGUAUGAGGUGUACGCAAUGUAUACAUUAUUCCAGUGUUUAUUUUUUAUGAUUUGGUUGCCUCCGUGGCACAGCUGAAAGAGUUGCCCUCGCAUUUCUGAGGUCCCGGGUUCAAUCCCGGACCCGCCUGUAUGGAGUUUGCAUGUUCUCCCCGUGCCUGCGUGGGUUUCCUCCGGGCACUCCGGUUUCCUCCCACAUCCCAAAAACAUGCAACAUUAAUUGGACACUAAAUUUCCCCGAGGUGUGAUUGUGAGUAUGGCUGUUUGUCUCAAUGUGCCCUGCGAUUGGCUGACAACCAGUUCAGGGUGUACCCUGCCGCCUGUCUGUUGACAGCUGGGAUAGGCUCCAGCACUCCCCGCGACCCUUGUGAGAAUAAGCGGCUAAGAAAAUGGAUGGAUGGUUGCCUCCUGACCAACAGUGUCUGCAGGGGUACUUCUUGCAGUCUCACAUCCCCACUCUCCCCUGAGAGAUGUCCACUCCUGACCCCCCCAUGGGAGGGACACCCCGACCCGGUCCUUCCCCUGGCCCAGGUCUAUCUCCAGGUGGUAUGAUGGGCCCAAGUCCAGGUCCUUCACCUGGCUCUGCCCAUAGUAUGAUGGGGCCCAGUCCAGGACCUCCUGGAUCUGGACACUCACACCCUCCACAGGGACCCUCAGGAUAUCCUCAGGAAAACAUGCACCAGAUGCACAAACCAAUGGAUGCCAUGCAUGAGAAGGGCAUGCCUGAUGACCCUCGCUACAAUCAAAUGAAAGUCAUGGGCAUGAGACCAGGUGGACACAGUGGGAUGGGGCCACCUCCUAGCCCCAUGGACCAGCAUUCACAAGGUUAUCCCUCUCCGUUGGGAGGCUCGGAGCAUGCACCAAGCCCAGUCCCAGCUAAUGGUCCUCCGUCUGGUUCCAUGAUGCCUGGUGGUCCAUCUGGUCCAGGGGGUGGUCCAAUGGAAGGUACCGGUGACCCGAAUCAGGGAAUAGGACAACCCAACCGUGGGGGUCCUCCUGGUCCAGGUGGACCAAGUGGCGGUGUAGGUGGACCUGGUGGGUCAGCAGGACCCACGCCUUUCAACCAGAACCAGUUGCAUCAGCUCAGGGCUCAGAUUAUGGCCUACAAAAUGCUCGCACGCAGUCAGCCCUUACCAGACCACUUGCAGAUGGCCGUGCAAGGAAAGAGGCCCAUGCCUGGGAUGCAGCAACAGCCCAUGCCCAACAUGCCCCCUUCUGCAGGACCUGUGGGUGGACCAGGGUCAGGACCAGCUCAGGCCAAUUACAAUAGACCUCAUGGCAUGGUUGGUCCAAACAUGCCACCCCCUGGACCGGCAGGAGUUCCCCUAGGCAUGCAAGGCCAGCCUGCCAAUGGACCUCCUAAAUCAUGGCCUGAAGGACCAAUGGUGAAUGCUGCAGCACCAUCCAAUCCUCCUCAGAAGCUGAUUCCUCCUCAGUCAACAGGCAGACCUUCUCCUGCUCCUCCCUCUGUGCCACCUGCUGCCUCACCAGUAAUGCCCCCUCAGACACAGUCUCCGGGUCAGCCUGCACAGCCACCUCCCAUGAUGCUUCACCAGAAACAGAAUCGUAUAACCCCUAUCCAAAAACCCAGAGGGCUGGACCCAGUGGAGAUCCUCCAGGAAAGGGAGUUCAGGCUACAAGCCCGUAUUGCUCACCGUAUUCAGGAACUGGAGAAUCUACCUGGCUCCCUUGCAGGUGACCUACGUACCAAAGCGACCAUAGAGCUCAAAGCCCUGAGGCUGCUUAACUUCCAGAGACAGCUACGCCAAGAGGUGGUGGUCUGCAUGCGUCGGGACACCGCUCUAGAAACUGCUCUUAAUGCCAAGGCCUACAAACGAAGCAAGCGUCAGUCUCUACGUGAGGCCCGUAUCACAGAGAAGCUUGAAAAACAACAGAAGAUUGAACAAGAACGCAAACGAAGACAGAAACACCAGGAAUACCUCAACAGCAUACUGCAGCACGCCAAGGACUUUAAGGAGUACCAUCGCUCCAUCACUGCCAAGAUUCAGAAGGCCACCAAAGCAAUCGCUACCUACCAUGCAAACACUGAGCGUGAGCAGAAGAAAGAAAAUGAGCGCAUUGAAAAAGAGAGAAUGCGGAGGCUGAUGGCCGAAGACGAGGAGGGCUAUCGUAAACUUAUUGACCAGAAAAAGGAUAAGCGUCUGGCCUACCUCUUACAGCAGACAGAUGAAUAUGUGGCCAACCUCACUGAGCUGGUGCGAGCCCACAAAGCUGCACAAGCUCUCAAAGAGAAGAAAAAGAAGAAGAAAAAGAAGAAGCCAGAGGCCGCCGAGGGUGGUACUGCUGCUCUUGGACCUGAUGGAGAGCCUUUGGAUGAGACCAGUCAAAUGAGUGACCUCCCAGUGAAGGUCAUCCAUGUGGACAGCGGAAAAAUCCUGACUGGGGUUGAUGCACCUAAGGCGGGUCAGCUGGAAACUUGGCUUGAAAUGAACCCAGGCUAUGAAGUGGCGCCACGUUCAGACAGUGAAGACAGUGGCUCAGAAGAGGAGGAGGAAGAUGAGGACGAGGAUGAGAAACCUCAUGCUUCAGCUCAGAACGAAGAGAAAAAGAAGAUCCCUGACCCAGACAGUGAAGACGUUUCUGAAGUGGAUGUCCGGCACAUCAUUGAGCAUGCCAAACAGGAUGUGGAUGAUGAGUAUGGAAGUGCAUCUUUCAACCGAGGCCUGCAGUCUUACUACGCCGUUGCUCAUGCAGUCACCGAGAAAGUGGACAGACAGUCUACACUGUUGGUCAAUGGCCAGCUCAAACAAUACCAGAUCAAAGGGCUAGAGUGGCUGGUAUCACUUUACAACAACAACUUAAACGGCAUCCUGGCUGAUGAGAUGGGUCUGGGGAAAACUAUCCAGACCAUUGCCCUGAUCACCUACCUCAUGGAAUACAAGCGCAUCAAUGGGCCCUUCCUCAUCAUUGUACCGCUCUCAACUCUUUCAAACUGGGUGUAUGAGUUUGAUAAGUGGGCACCAUCUGUUGUGAAGGUCUCCUACAAGGGCUCCCCAGCUGCCCGCCGUGCAUUUGUUCCCAUCUUGCGUAGUGGCAAGUUCAAUGUGCUACUCACCACAUAUGAGUACAUCAUUAAAGACAAGCAGGUGUUAGCAAAGCUUCGCUGGAAGUAUAUGAUUGUGGACGAGGGCCAUCGUAUGAAGAACCAUCACUGUAAGCUGACCCAGGUGUUGAACACUCACUACCUGGCCCCACGUCGGCUGCUGCUCACGGGCACUCCUCUGCAGAACAAGCUCCCCGAGCUCUGGGCCCUGCUCAACUUCCUCCUGCCCACCAUUUUCAAAAGUUGCAGCACAUUUGAACAAUGGUUCAAUGCCCCGUUCGCCAUGACUGGAGAGAAAGUUGACCUCAAUGAAGAAGAGACCAUUCUCAUUAUUCGGCGUCUACAUAAGGUGCUGCGGCCCUUCUUACUACGCCGGCUCAAAAAGGAGGUUGAGGCGCAACUUCCUGAGAAGGUGGAGUAUGUGAUCAAAUGUGACAUGUCAGCCCUUCAAAGAGUUUUGUAUAGACACAUGCAAGCAAAGGGCGUCUUGCUCACAGAUGGGUCUGAAAAAGAUAAGAAGGGUAAAGGUGGCACAAAGACACUGAUGAACACAAUCAUGCAGCUGAGAAAGAUUUGUAAUCACCCCUACAUGUUCCAACACAUUGAGGAGUCUUUCUCUGAGCAUCUGGGUUAUUCUGGCGGAAUCGUGACUGGUCCUGAUUUGUACCGCUCCUCUGGGAAAUUUGAGCUGCUGGAUCGUAUCCUGCCGAAGCUGAGGGCCACCAACCACAAAGUGCUCCUCUUCUGUCAGAUGACCUCACUCAUGACCAUCAUGGAAGACUACUUUGCUUAUCGCAACUUUAAAUACCUACGUCUAGAUGGAACUACAAAGGCGGAGGACCGCGGGAUGCUGUUGAAAACUUUCAAUGACCCAGCCUCUGAGUACUUUGUGUUUUUGCUCAGCACCCGAGCUGGAGGCUUGGGUCUCAACCUGCAGUCUGCUGACACCGUUGUGAUCUUUGACAGCGACUGGAAUCCCCAUCAGGAUCUGCAAGCUCAGGACAGGGCCCACCGUAUCGGUCAGCAGAAUGAGGUUCGAGUCCUUCGGCUCUGCACUGUCAACAGUGUGGAGGAAAAGAUUCUGGCAGCAGCCAAAUACAAGCUGAACGUGGACCAGAAGGUCAUCCAGGCGGGCAUGUUUGACCAGAAGUCAUCAGGCUGUGAGCGCCGGGCCUUCUUACAGGCCAUUCUGGAGCACGAGGAACAGGAUGAGGUCGGGGCUCGUGGAGGCUGCCGCACUGGGGGGGCGUGGGAGGAAGACGAAGUGCCUGAUGAUGAGACAGUCAAUCAGAUGAUUGCCAGAAGUGAAGAAGAGUUUGAACAAUUCAUGCGAAUGGAUCUCGACAGACGCCGCGAGGAUGCCCGCAACCCUAAGAGAAAACCUCGUCUGAUGGAGGAGGAUGACCUGCCCGGCUGGAUUUUGAAAGAUGACGCUGAGGUUGAGAGGCUUACAUGCGAAGAGGAGGAGGAGAAGAUGUUUGGCAGAGGAUCCCGCCAGCGUAAGGAGGUGGACUACAGUGACUCACUCACUGAGAAACAGUGGUUGAAGGCCAUUGAAGAGGGUAAUUUGGAAGACAUCGAGGAGGAAGUGCGGCACAAAAAGACAACCAGAAAACGCAAGCGAGACCGCGACCAUGAUUGUGGUCCCGCCACACCCAGCUCCAGCAGUGGGCGAGGACGCGAUAAGGACGAGGAGGUGAAGAAAGCAAAGAAGCGUGGUCGGCCACCUGCUGAGAAACUCUCUCCCAACCCUCCCUCCCUCACCAAGAAAAUGAAAAAGAUAGUCGAUGCUGUCAUCAAAUACAAGGACGGUAGUAAUGGACGACAACUGAGUGAGGUCUUCAUCCAGCUGCCUUCCCGCAAGGAGCUGCCAGAGUACUAUGAACUUAUCCGCAAACCAGUAGACUUCAGAAAGAUCAAGGAGAGGAUCCGCAGUCAUAAAUACCGCAGCCUGAAUGACCUUGAGAAGGAUGUGAUGCUGCUAUGUCAGAAUGCUCAGACUUUCAACCUCGAAGGAUCCCUGAUCUACGAAGACUCUAUUGUGCUCCAAUCUGUCUUCACCAGUGUGAGACAGAAGAUCGAGAAGGAGGAGGACAGUGAAGGAGAGGAGAGCGAAGAAGAUGAGGAAGAGCUUGACGAAGGUUCUGAGUCUGAAUCCCGUUCUGUGAAGGUAAAGAUUAAACUGAGCCGGAAAGAAAAGGGAGAGCGUGGCGGAAAAGGACAGCGAAGGAGGGGCCGAGGCGUCCGGCCUAAACCUGUAGUGAGCGAUGACGACAGUGAGGACGAACAGGAAGAGGAGCAUUCGGCCAGUGGCAGCGAAGAGGACUGAAUCUGAACCACUCCUAAAUGGACCAACAGCCCACUGUGCUACUUGACUGGAACUUCGCUAUUUUUCUUUAGCUACAGCAGGGAGACAUUCAGUGGGAACACGUAGUUUUACCUAGAUAUGUUUUUUAGUGAGACUGAUGCAAUCUCAUUAAAGUGUAUCAAGAUUGAAAAGCAAAAACGUAAAUAUGAAUUUAUGAUAUGAACUAUCCACUUCCAUAUUUAAACAUGUUUUCUUAUGAUACGUAGUGUCUGUCUGCCUUUUUUCCCUCCCUCUCCUCAAACGGACGGUAUUGACUCAAUGACUGAUUUUGGGCCAUAUAGAUAGUUUUUUUGUUUGUUUGUUUUUUUUUUUUUUUUGUUUUGUUUUUUUAGUUGCGUUAGUGACAGCUGGGAUAGGCUCCAGCACUCCCCGUGACCCUCGUGAGGAUAAGCGGCAAAGAAAAUGGGUGGAUGGAUGGUUGCCUCCUGACGAACAGUGUCUGCAGGUGACACUUUAGUUUACCAUUUGAGAUGUGUGUGUAUAGUUUUGUCACUCUUUUGAGAAGUGAACCAAGACGCACUGUUUCCUGAAAUCCCUUUUUUGAAUGCAUGUUGUACGUAUGUGGAAAUGCACCUGGAUGUGUCUUUAUUAUCUCUGUAAUUUAAGACUACAAGCGGGAUCAUGGUAGGGCCCACCUGCAGCCCCUCCCUCUCAGGUUGUGUAUGUAAACAGGGAGGGAGGGAUGGGGACCAUUUUCUCGGGUCUAUGUCACUGGAUUCCAAAAACUACAAUA
This is a messenger RNA of Syngnathoides biaculeatus (alligator pipefish), 6937 nucleotides long. RefSeq names its product SWI/SNF related, matrix associated, actin dependent regulator of chromatin, subfamily a, member 4a (gene smarca4a). Gene Ontology annotation, biological process: positive regulation of transcription by RNA polymerase II. The record is from RefSeq and is a predicted model, not a curated record. The transcript is spliced from 34 exons. The coding region runs from base 1243 to 6165 and encodes 1640 amino acids. NCBI's taxonomy places the organism in Eukaryota, Metazoa, Chordata, Actinopteri, Syngnathiformes, Syngnathidae. Gene Ontology annotation, cellular component: nucleus. Gene Ontology annotation, molecular function: ATP-dependent chromatin remodeler activity; transcription factor binding; ATP binding.